Molecule: messenger RNA, 6363 nt
Organism: Carassius gibelio (silver crucian carp)
Lineage: Eukaryota; Metazoa; Chordata; Actinopteri; Cypriniformes; Cyprinidae
Product: rab11 family-interacting protein 3-like
Exons: 14
Coding region: 527-4891 (1454 amino acids)
Biological process (GO): regulation of cytokinesis; endocytic recycling
Cellular component (GO): endocytic vesicle; recycling endosome membrane; cleavage furrow
Molecular function (GO): calcium ion binding
Source: RefSeq, a predicted model, not a curated record
UACAAAAUAAAUCGUUAAAAAGUUAAAAGUUAAUGAACUGCGGAUAUACAGUUUUAUAUUGGGUUUGAUAAAGCUCUCUAUUUUAUGUAAUGCAGUUUAUUCUCUUAUACAUGUAUAUAUUCUAAUAUUGUAAUUUUUAUAAGAGAUGUUUUAGUACUGUAGAUCCACGUGUUUUUAGAAGACUUGUGUAAAGUGGAUUAUAUGUGACUGAAUUCAGAACAGACAAACUGCCAACAUUUUUAUUUUAUUUUUUUUCUCCAUGGAGAGGUUUGCAUAUUGGAAAAAUAUCUCAGUCCAUAUGAGCUGUAUUACGGCGAUGAAACAUUAUCCCUGUGUCUGCAAAAGUAAACAGUAGUUGAUCAUUUACAGGGAGGUGGAUGCUUUCGCAUGGGUCUCCACAGGGAUAUUUCUUUUGGUGCAUAUGCUGGAAGAGGCCACCAUUUGGACAUUAUUACCUUGUGGGAUCAUAAAGGAUUAACAUUUCUGGAAUAUUUCCAUUUGUCAGAGGAGAGAACUCAUCUUUUCAAUGGAGCAAGUUCUCUCCAGCCCACAGGGGUGUUCUGAGUGGGAAGUGAGUGGGAAAGCAGAGUGGGAAUCCGAGGAGAAUCCCCUUGGAUUUCUCCUUAUGGAUAAAGACAACAGUUCUGUUGGUGAAUCUACCAAUGACAUUUUUCAGGAGAACGCCAUAAACCUAGAUGACCUAUUUUGGUCUUCUCCGUAUUCUGGGCAGACAUAUUCCUGGGAAAAUGGUUUGGAAUGUAUCUAUCCCGAUUGGAAGGCUCCGCCUCCUCCUUCCCAAGAUCUCAAAGGAGAGGGUUCUCCUGAAAGUUUGAAAUUUGUUGAUGGAGAUCUCAUCUGUUUUAAUUCUAGAUCUACUAGUCCUACGGUCUCAAAUAUUCAAGUGCAGAAUCAAAACAACUUUUAUGGAUGUCCUGAACAGGUUCCCGAUUUCCUGCAACCAGUGGAGGUUACUGCCACUUCAAAACAUCUAGAUGUGUACACAGGCGAGCUGGGUAUUAUUGACCCACUACUACAAGAAACCAAGCUCUUUGAGGAGACACAUUUAACAAACUGUGCGUUCAGCCAUGAUUUCCUAGAGGAAAGAACAUUUGUUAACAAUGAUAGUCAUAGCGUGCCUCCACAUGGGAUUCAUCUCACUCUGGAUUCUGAAGUUUUGUUGCCCGUUUCGUUGACAUGUACAGAUACGAACUCCAAUCCCAAGCCUUCAGUUAUAUUUCAGACACCUCUAUCUACACCAGAACACAUUUACCUCCCAUCCUCAGCCCUUUCCUGUGAGCUCACCCCUUUAGAGAUACCACCACCUAUUCUGUCAUAUAACGAGAGUAGUGCAUCCCUUCCAAUGGAUGAGAUAGAGAUGUUGUUACCCGGGCUGCUCGUUGGAGAUCUGUACUUUGAACAGGAGAGUCGUAAGCCGCCAGCUAUUAACAAAACCCAUGACGAUGAUCAACAGAGCGAAGAGAUGACCGACACUAACACGGAAACAACACAGCUAUCAUCUGAAGCAGAGACUGUUUGUAGGAGUCCAUUAGGAGAGUCUUGCAUAUCAUCUGAACUCUGUGAAGAAAUGUUGUGCGUUUUAUCCACAGAAUGCACAUUUGAUGUACCAUUGGAAACAGCUGGAGAAGAGUUAGAAGAGGAGGUCUUGUCCAAUGCUACAACUGAUAAAAAUUACUCAGAACCUGAAACAGUACUCGCACCAAUUGCUUUGGUUGAUUUACAAUCGGAAGAUCCUUCAACUGAAAGUCUGCUUGACAAAGACGAACAUAAGGAGUCCACAACAGCCUUGCCACUCAGCACAUCCGAGUAUAAUGCCUUAAUUGAGCUCUCGCCUGCAGAUGACAUCUUACCGGAGGACCACAUCCAGCCCACUCAUUCACCGGAGGCUGAAGCCUUAUCCGAGGAGUCCCACGAUGGAGAUAUUCCUGAUUCAGUGUUUGAAAUCUUAACAGACAGCAUCUCUUGCAAAGCUGUGGCAUCUUUAGACCGUGUUAUUCCACCUGUGACAGAUGCUAUUGAGCUAACAGAACAGGAGAAAUGUGAAGCAGACUCGCCCGGUCUUGAAUCUAAAUCACUCACCCUUGAAUUUCAGGACAAUGCAACAAAUGUAGAAACCGACAAUGUAGACGAUGACCCCGAGGCUAUGGAGACCCAGCAAGCUAAUUAUACACCCACAAUAGGUAACAAAGAGGAUUUAGACACACUCAAAGUUUUAGACAUCUCAGAUUUGCAUCAAAACCAAGAAGCAACCAAUUUGGAAAUUAAGUCGGACAGUUUGCAAACUACUUAUUUAAACCUAGAUGACAGUAAAGCUGACAACAAUCAAGAACUGAUUACAAUGAGUGAAACCUGUCGGGAGCUAGUCAGUGCUCAGCUAAAAGUGGAAAGUCUCUCAUCUUUGGACCAACUGAAUGACAGUGUAACUGCAAACUCAAGUGCAAUUGUAAUAGACACACCUGAAGGAAAUGCAACAGCUCACAAUGACGGUCUCAAUGCACAGCUGAAUGCUGAAGAGAAACUUCCCAGUGAUUCUCCACCAGGAAGGGAGAGAUCAGAUUGCAGUAUGCAGUCUGCUAAGAAUCAAGUCAUACCUCAUUGUGCAAGUAAUCCUAAUUCUUUAGAGUCCAGUCCCUUUACCUGUGCAGGUAAUCAGCUGAUUGUGACGGGUGAACUAGGGGGGCGGGAUCUUUCAGAGACUCCUAGCCAAUUGCGUGAAGCUACAGAAGAGGGAAAGGCGGGGUUUCCUGCUCAGCUUACACAUCAGGAAGAUUUCCAUCAGCUGACACUAUCACAGAUAGACCUGGCACAAGAGCAACAAGUGAGCUCAGUCGCCCCCAGCUCUCCUCCCUCACAUAGAAAUGUCUUUCCCUAUAGAGCGAGCCUGGAUGGGGAGGCCUGCCUGACCUUGAUGGAGAUUAAUCCUGAGACUCCCAACAUUCCCAAACAUGCAGAAAUGACUCUGGAUCUGUGCAAGGCCACAGAUGCUCUGCCAGCCGUAUCGCUCCAUGACCACAUGGUCCCGGUGGAUUUGAUAAACGUGCCUAUAGUUUCCGCAACAGCACAUAAAAGCGAGGAGCAGUCGGCUCUCAGAGCGGUUUUCCAGGCUUUGGAUCGGGACGGGGAUGGAUUUGUCCAUAUUGAGGAGUUCAUCGAGUUUGCAAAAGCAUAUGGAGCCGAACAGGUGAAGGAUCUGACACGGUUCUUGGAUCCCAGCGGUCUGGGGGUGAUCAGUUUUGAGGAUUUCCACAGAGGCAUCAGCGCAAUCAGUAAUGAAGGUUCUGAUCCAUAUCUCUACAAGACUCCUCUCGGUGCGGGGGAAGCCAGUGGACCUCCAGAGGAAUAUGACGAGCAGGCGGAGGUCUCCGACAGCGCCUAUCUCGGGUCGGAGAGCGCCUACAGUGAGUGUGAAACCUUCACAGACGAGGACACGACGGCUCUGGUCCAUCCUGAACUCCAUGAGGACGUGGAGACUGACAGCGGCAUUGAAAACACACUCACGGAUGGAGACGACCACAACAGGUUCACAUUGGGCUCUGAUUUGAAUGGCCACACCCUCGUGGCCGUGAUUGGAGGAGAGGAGGAGCACUUUGAGGACUUCGGUGAGAGCCACAACACUUCAGACCUGCUGCUGGCCAAUCAGGAGGAUAGAGGGGCGGAGCCAGAGGGGGAGGGAACUACAGAGCCACUCCCACACCCGGACAGCCCACUGCCCCGCCCCCUGAUGCUGCUCACGCCUAGCCCCAGCUCUUUUCCUGCUAGUUUCCAGAGUUUCCUUCAGUCGGAGGCGCUGGAGUUUUUCUGCACUCACUGUCAUAAGCAGAUCAGUCGUCUGGAGGAUCUGUCCACGCGCCUGCAGUUACUAGAGAUGAAUAGUUCCAGCAAGAGGUUGUCCAGUAAGAAAGCAGCAAGACACUUGCAGCACUCUGGCACUCUGGAUGUCAUGGGAGAUCUGACUCGAGACAUUUUGGACCUUGCAGAUCGUGACAUCACAGACAAGGUGUUGCUGUUGGAGAAGCGUGUGUGUGAGCUGGAGAAGGACUCGUUGGAGAGCGAAGAGCAGCAUGCACGUCUGCGGCAGGAGAACCUCACUCUCGUCCACCGUGCAAACGCUCUGGAGGAACAGCUGAAGGAGCAGGAGCUGCACGCAGAGGAGAACUUACUCACACACACACGUAAACACAGAGAUGCUCUGAACAAACUCCAGAGAGAGAGAGACCUGGAGAUCGAGAACCUCCAGGCCAGGUUGCAUCAGUUGGAUGAGGAGAACAGUGAGCUGAGGUCAUGUGUUCCCUGUCUAAGAGCCAACAUCGAGAGACUGGAGGAGGAAAAGAGGAAACUUCAGGAUCAGAUGGACGACGUCACAGAUCGAUUGAACGAAGAAGUCGAAUCUCGCAGAAAAAUGGCCGACAAACUGAGCCAUGAACGCCACACGACCCAGAAAGAGAAGGAGUGCACUCAGGGGUUGAUAGAGGACUUGAGAAAGCAGCUGGAACACCUGCAGCUGUUUAAGUUGGAGGCUGAAGCGAGACGAGGCCGAUCGGCCAGCUCCGGCCUGCAGGAAUACAACACUCACAUGAGAGAGAGCGAACUGGAGCAGGAGAUACGCAGACUCAAAGAGGAUAACCGCGGUCUGAAGGAGCAGAACGACGAGCUGAACGGACAGAUCAUUAAUCUGAGCAUCCAGGGGGCGAAGAGCUUGUUCACCGAGUCUCUGUCCGAGUCGCUCGCCACCGAGAUCAACAAUGUGUCUCGCUCUGAGCUGAUGGAGGCCGUGCACAAACAGGAGGAUAUCAACUUCCGUCUGCAGGACUACAUCGACCGCAUCAUCGUCGCCAUCAUGGAGUCCAACCCCUCCAUCCUGGAGGUCAAAUAAUCACCAUAGCUGAAGUGAAACAGGAGGCGAGAGAUGCAUUAAGAGAUGCAUUGUUAUGUUGAUCAAAUAACUGAAUCAUUCAGAGCACUGUUUGUUUUGUGUGUGUGUGUGUGUGUGAAUGGCCCCGUCCUUCGGUUCCUGUGACUUCCCUGUGUUUUGGGAUUGAGGUGCCCGUUCCCUCUGUGUACACAAUUCACGGAUUGAAUUUCAGUGUAAGAAUCUUGUUUAAGUCUGGUUUAACCCAUGUGAGGGACAUUAGCUGGCCUGAGGGUUGAGCGUGUGUGUAACAUUUAACUCGUGAACGAGUUUUUGCUGAAUCUCAGUGUUUAUACUUGCGUUUUUCUUUAUAUUGUUAUUUAUUACGAUGAAGCGUCAGGGGAGACUGACACCCACCAAGGGAGUCCACAGUGUUGCAUUGUGGGUAAGGUCAUGGAUCCCGUGCGAUUUGAUUUCUCGCUGAGAAUAUUCGUCUGCUUGCUCCUGUCCUGGAUUCUUUUCCUAAAGACUUUUAUUUUCUGUACAAAAGACUCUGGAAAUGUUCUUUGCACUUCAAGCUAUUUCAUUUAGAGAAAUUACUGAUUGCUAUUUCAAUAGUUUGAAGGAUAAAUAAAGUGAAGCUGUUUUAUCAGCGUUGGCGGGAAAUCGAAGCGGACACUCGAAGCGAAAAAAGAAAAACUUCUGCUUCAUUUCUGCGUUUCAGAACUCUUUCUGUCUCUGAUGAAUUUGGGUGUAAAUAUUGAUCUAGAACGUCUGGUUCUUGGACUCGUAUUUUUAUGAAGAUAAAGAUUUCGUUUCAUGUUGUCUUCCACUGUUCGACUGUUCCAGCGCACCAUUAUGGAUCGACAUCCCUCUCAUCCGGGAAAAGCAUGUUUGAGUUUCACUUUCAACUUUUUUUGACUGGGAAAAUCCGGUGGAAAAUGCAUAUGUAUUUAUGUGUGGCUGUUUUAAAGCUACUGUAAUGAUACCGAUGGACAUUAAAGUGCGGGAACAUUGCUUCUUUAAACUUCUGAGGAUGUACGCUUGUGCGUUUGCCGCCAACUGUCUCCUUAAUUUCCUUACAGAGACGAUUAGGGAAGAUCUGAAUCUACUGCUCUUGAUGUUAUACAGCUGCUGUAUAUGAUUUAAGACACAUUUCCAGUGUCCAAAGACAACAUUUCACCGCUUAGAGGAGUUCUGCUUGCCACUUAGACUUUAAUAAUAGUUAUAAACACAUGUUAAUACAAGAAAACGGACUCCUUGUAAUGAAGGAUACAAUUGUAAAAAAUGAUGUUUACUUUAAUUGUCAAAGUUGCUGUAUAAAUGAAAGAUAUCAGUAUUGUCUUCUGGUUGAAUGUUUGGCUUUCUUUUAAAGAUACCCCCCAUAAGAUGUAUCUUUUACUGUUUGGGGUCUUAUAGAUUUUCAAAAAAUUGUAUGAAGGUGAUUAAAAGAAAAAUUAAAUAAAAUGAGUUACCAAUAAAUUAAGUGCAAAUAA